GGGCUUUGAUGUCUUUUGAAAUUUGUCAGUUGAGUUUGAGACAGCGACAGGAUAACAGCUCCAACCUGACCCUUCAUAGUCAACACUGCUACCAGUCCAAGACAGGGAGAAGACAACAGCUCCAAGAAACAUCAAGACUAUUAGAAGACAACGGAUCAUUUUUCUCUACAACACUUACCCUGUACCUGUGUUCAGCCAAGAUGAAGAAGGGACACAACUUAAGAAACGAGUCCGUUGUACAUCAUGUGGAAUCUCCCACCAAAACGAUUGAGUUCCUCCAUGGAGAGAUCAAGGAAAUGGAAUUUGAGGGAAUGGAGCUAGCUCAUGAAAAUGCGGUACUGAAGUGCAUGAUGUCCAGAAGGGAUGCUAGGUGGAAGAGGGACAAACAGGCCAUGCAGGAUCAGAUUGAUUCUGUCAAACAGGGGCAGGCCUUUGACUCUGGAAGAGCCAUGCAGACAGAGUUGGAGGACGAGCUCAAGGAGUUGAAGCUGGUGUUGAAGGACAAAGAAAAGUACAUCUACAAAUUGAGUUCUUGUCCUAGAAACGAUCAGAUCGAGAGGGUGAAAAGGGAGCUGAGCGACAAGUGCAACCAGUGGCAAUUGGACAUCAAAACCUGA
Messenger RNA from Hippoglossus stenolepis (Pacific halibut), 617 nucleotides. RefSeq lists its product as uncharacterized. The coding region runs from base 9 to 617 and encodes 202 amino acids. NCBI's taxonomy places the organism in Eukaryota, Metazoa, Chordata, Actinopteri, Pleuronectiformes, Pleuronectidae. The record is from RefSeq and is a predicted model, not a curated record. The transcript is spliced from 3 exons.